Didymodactylos carnosus is the source of this 552-nucleotide messenger RNA. Lineage: Eukaryota; Metazoa; Rotifera; Eurotatoria; Philodinida; Philodinidae. The record is from the annotation of a GenBank genome assembly.
AUGUCCCGUAAAAGCUGGAUUUUUGAAACUCUAUGCAAAUCACCAACAGAUCUCGAUACUAUUGUUGAACAAUAUGAAUUAACGAAAUUUCGGACGGAAUAUACAUCAGUUGGUGUUAAAUAUACAUAUCGAUGUGCGUUGUACAAAAGAUUCCCAUCGUGCGCCAUGCAACUACAAGCAAAACAAUUGAGCAUGACCGAUGUCGAUACAUUUGAAAUAUCUAAAUUCGGUAAACGCGAUCAUGAAAAACGAGCGUUGACAACGCGCGCUCCAUCACCUAUUCGAGACGAUGUCAAAACGUACGUUGCUGCCGGUCUCUCUGAAACACAAAUUCGACGUGCAGUUACAAUUGAUCACCCUCAAUGGGCUGCACAAAAACAAGUGAGAAGUCUGGUUGGUUAUUAUCGCACAAAGAAUCAUCCGUCGUCAUUUUCAUUGAGUGAUUUGCGUGAUUGGUGUAUAGAACGCUCACAGACACCAGCGCAUACACCAACAGAGAGUGAUACGCCAUUUGUGCUAUAUUCUAUAUGGCAUACACAAAUUACCAAAUGA